Messenger RNA from Fusarium musae, 1743 nucleotides. RefSeq lists its product as uncharacterized. Gene Ontology annotation, cellular component: membrane. Lineage: Eukaryota; Fungi; Ascomycota; Sordariomycetes; Hypocreales; Nectriaceae. The coding region runs from base 1 to 1743 and encodes 580 amino acids. Gene Ontology annotation, molecular function: metal ion transmembrane transporter activity. The transcript is spliced from 4 exons. The record is from RefSeq and is a predicted model, not a curated record. Gene Ontology annotation, biological process: metal ion transport; transmembrane transport.
AUGCGGUUACACGACUCACAGCUUGGAGACGCAUACCAGGAUAGUAAGAAGGAGGAUGUUAGAACUCGCCUUGGGGGUGAAAAUUGGGAGGGGCCUAAGGAGCGAGGGCCCUAUUUGAAGUACGUCGAGAAUCUAUCAAAGAGAUGGCCUCAGCUCGAGCUACUACAUGAUUUCAUGGAAAUUGGCACUGUGCCUACGCGCUGGUGCAUCUUCCCUGGAGAGGAAAAAGAGAAGAAUGAGCAACGACGCUAUACAUAUCAUACUGCCAUUGGCCAUAAUGGACAGGCAGAACAGAACCCAGCCAAUCACCUUCGUACGACUCAAGAUCUUCGAAGGGCCAUUAAAAAGGCGGAAACCCCCGAAGUAGGAGUCAAGUUCAGCUUAUUCGUCGUCGAGGAUCUUUCACGAGACGUGAUCGAAACCCUUGGAUCUGAGCUAGCUAUCGAUCCACGAUUCUUUCGCGCUCAUAUUACCGACUAUGUCUGGAACAACAUCCGCGAUCGAUGGCGUGAGCCGUCAAUACUCCAGGUUGAUGCAAAAAGACAGAGGUGGUUCCAGCUUCGCCUGAUCCGUUCUCGAUACUUUGAGAAUCAAAGACAGUUGACGGAAGCAAAAAACCAAGUCAACGAGUUCAAUGUAAUGCGACGCCUUGACGCGGAUAAGAACCAAAUCUUCUGGGAUAAGGAUCCAGAUCCCACUAUAUGGGAAAGGCUUGUAGGUGAAUCUUCUCAAGACAAGGACCGAGUGGAUGCAAGAGUUGAUGCAAAGGUUGGACAUAUGCGCAGUCGUGCUACGUUCUGGUUAAACCCGGAAUCGACUAUCGGUGUUCUUUUACUUGAACCAACGCCCGAAGCUGGGUAUCCUCUUUGGCGGGGAUAUCCCAACUGGGACGAAGUGCCGCCGUUCGGUACCAACGAUGCCCCUACAAACGCAGUGCCCGACUUUCAGAUACCGCCAUCUCUGCGAUCCAAGGAUGCUAGAAACCCAAUGAGCUGGUUUGAAGACUACAUUUUUUGGGCCCAGAGAACCACCAACUUCGCGAAGCUCACAGACAGUGCAAAUCAACAGCUUUCCAUUCCAAUCCAGUGCUUGUUGCAUUUAGUAUGUGGCGAGUGGCUGACGUUCGCCGACUAUCUCAACGCCCGUCUCAACCAAAUUGACUGGGGAAUCGUAAACCCAUCAUUCUUCCCCGAGUCUGGAGGUACAGAUCAUCAGAAACAGAGUCUUAGGAAGCUUCAUUUCUGGCGACGAUGGGUACCCCAAGCACGGGAUAUGCUUCAAGCAACCAUGAGCCAAGUCAUGGAUGAUGAAGAAAGGGGAUUUGCCGAGUCUUUCAAGCUCUACAAAGAUGAUUUGGAAAUCGUCAAGAAACGCCUGGAGGACUACGAAACACGGAUUGACCGUCUCAGCACGGUCGUCAACUCGACUAUCAGCCUGACUGAUGCAAGCAACACGUCCAAACUCACCAUACUGGCAUCGUUUUUCAUCCCGCCGAGCUUAGUGGCUGCACUGUUGUCAAUGAACAUGGAUCCACUGAUUGGGCUUGGGGACUCGCUCAAAUGGUGGGCGGUGGCGUCUGUUGUGGCUGUGACGAUCCUUUUCACCAUAGGUUAUCUCUUGAAGACCAGAAAGGCAGAAAGUCUGAAAAAGAACUUGUCGAUUACGAAGAUGGUUUCGAAGUUGGAAGGACGAUGGAGGAGCAAGGCAAAGCCAAGUCCGACUACGAAUGGUGCCGUUUGCUAA